AGUAUAUCUGCUUAACAAGAUCCCUCCUCCUCCUAGUUCAACAACGCCAAGAAACACUAAACAACAUUCUUGAAAGAAAAUGAACUACCCUUCAAACCCUAGCCCUAAUUUCAUAGAUUUCCCUAAAACUUUCACAUCCGAUGAUUAUGAUGAUGCUUUUCAGAUGAUCAUGGAACAAAUCAGCCUCGAGGAUCACUCACCCACCUUGAGUUGGACUUCAUCUGAGAAAUUACUGGCUGCAGAAGUCACAAGCCCCCUUCAAACAAGCCUAGUUACCUCACCUAUGAGCCUUGAAAUAGGGGACAAAACUGAUGAGAUCAAGAAGAGGAAGAGACACAAAGAUGGUCCGAUUAUUCACGUGUUUAAAACGAAAUCUAUUGAAGAAAUUGCUUUAGAUGACGGAUUUAAAUGGAGGAAAUACGGCAAGAAACCGAUAAGGGGCAGUCCAUUUCCGAGGCAUUAUCACAAGUGUUCGAACCCCAAUUGCAUCGUGAAGAAGAAGAUCGAGAGAGAUACGAGCAAUCCUGAUUAUGUGUUGACAACUUACGAAGGGAGACAUAAUCACCCAAGCCCUUCUGUGGUUUAUUGUGAUUCAGACGACUUUGAUCUUACCUCUCUCAACAUUUUGUCUUUUCAGACACGUACUUAUAAUUAUUCACAUUCAGCUCCGUGACCAUACUUAAAAGUCUGUGUGUCCAGAUGUGUAUACAGUGUAAAUAUUCAUCGUAAUCACGCAUCAUAUGUAUCCGCUUGUACUUGGUUGGGUCGGUUUUGUAAUGUACUGAAUUGGGGGGUGGGUAAACUGGAAAUCAUCUUGUAUGUGCAUGCAUUAUGAUAGUAAAUGUUGUAUAUAAAUAUAUUAACUGAUUUGUAGAUAAGACUCACUUAGUUCAGUUUAUAAAUGUCUUGGUAUCUUUAUUCUUUAAGUUAGCAAAUUGAAUGUAAACAAACAAAAAAUUGGUGUGGGUAGCAUACAUAUUAUGAUAUUAUGAUGAAGGAUUCAAACCGUUCAUUUCAAUUCUACCACAAAUACUUCUUAUGUAAAUCAUUUUAAACAUAACUUGCACAGUAUAACCAAGUGAUGGUAGCCUAGUGGCAAUCUCUUG
Brassica napus (rape) is the source of this 1106-nucleotide messenger RNA. RefSeq names its product probable WRKY transcription factor 59. Gene Ontology annotation, biological process: regulation of DNA-templated transcription. The record is from RefSeq and is a predicted model, not a curated record. The coding region runs from base 80 to 673 and encodes 197 amino acids. The transcript is spliced from 3 exons. Gene Ontology annotation, molecular function: sequence-specific DNA binding; DNA-binding transcription factor activity. NCBI's taxonomy places the organism in Eukaryota, Viridiplantae, Streptophyta, Magnoliopsida, Brassicales, Brassicaceae.